This is a messenger RNA of Sardina pilchardus (European sardine), 1026 nucleotides long. RefSeq names its product family with sequence similarity 81 member B (gene fam81b). Lineage: Eukaryota; Metazoa; Chordata; Actinopteri; Clupeiformes; Clupeidae. The record is from RefSeq and is a predicted model, not a curated record. The transcript has 7 exons. Bases 1 to 1026 code for a protein of 341 amino acids.
AUGCUGGAGGGUCGCUUGUCCAACCAGGAGCGGACGUUGGCAGCUCUGCUCCAGCAGGCGCUGCAGAUAAAGGAGGAGAUGGCGUCCAGCCUGCGGUCCACUCACGGCUCCCUGUUGGCCGAGUGCUCGUCCCGGCGGCUCCUGGAGAACCACAUCCACACCAUCACUCACAUCGUCAAGCAGCUCAGCGCUGACAUUCAGGUGCUUGAGACUCAGAUCGGCCAGAGAGACACGGUGGCGUCGGGCACGUCCGUCACCGUCCAGAAUCUGGACCAGAAGAACCUGGUCGGCAUCGGAGACCUCAGGGGCAGAGUGGCCAGGUGUGACGCCAGCAUCGCUAAGCUCUCGGGGGACGUGAGCGCCGGUUCCAAGGACGCCCUGCGCCUGCAACAGGAGAUCCGGGAGAUCCGCUCGACUCUCGAGCUUCGCCUGAAGGACACGGAGCUGAAGUUGUCUGAGGCCAUGACGAGAUUAGAGAGCACACAAGCAGAGCAUCUACUCAUGCAGAAGAACACCAGUGGAGACCUAACCAGGGAGAUCCAGCGCUUGGAUGGGAAAGCCUGCGAGGAUGUGCGGGAGCUGCAGCUGGAGGUGGUCAGACUGAGGAGGUGGACGGAGCAGCAGCUGCAGACGACAGCGCAGACGCACACACGUGGCGCCCAGCAGCUCCGCUCACUCAUGCAGGACCGGCUGGGGGAUGUAGAAGAGAGGUGCAACAAGCAGCUCUCCCUCCUCUCCGCUCGGCUGGAGGCUGUGGAGACCAGGCUGGAGCUGGAGUCCUCCUCCGCCAAGCAGCUCAGGCGCUCAGAGAGCAAGCACACGACGCGUCUGGUCGGCCUGGAGACGGACCUGAGGCAGGAGCUGGACGACAUCAGGAGCGAGUACCGGUCCGGAUUCCAAUCGAUCCACGACUCCAUCAACUCCCUUAAGCAUAUCGGGAGCACCAAGGCUGAGCUGGACAAGGAGACGCUGCAGCGGGACCUCAAGCAGAUCCGCAGGAAGAUGGCGGGACUGAGAGACGUUUAG